AUGGUCUCCGUCAAGGUCCUCCUCGCUCUCCUCCCUCUGGCCCUUCAGGCGACGGCCCUCCCUUCUCCCCUCGAGGAGAACCACCUCGAGCGCCGUGUCUGCGUGCCUCCCAGCAACUGCUCUCCCAUUGGAAACUGCGAGUUCUGCUGCAGGACGGGCGUGACGCCCAACAGCUCUAACUGCCACUCGCACGUCCGUGAGGUCACGGUGGAUGAUUGGAUGCCCAAGGCUCAGAAUGGAGGAGAGACACUCGUUUGA
Verticillium nonalfalfae is the source of this 258-nucleotide messenger RNA. RefSeq lists its product as uncharacterized. The transcript has 2 exons. Bases 1 to 258 code for a protein of 85 amino acids. The record is from RefSeq and is a predicted model, not a curated record. NCBI's taxonomy places the organism in Eukaryota, Fungi, Ascomycota, Sordariomycetes, Glomerellales, Plectosphaerellaceae.